Molecule: messenger RNA, 1191 nt
Organism: Enterobius vermicularis (human pinworm)
Lineage: Eukaryota; Metazoa; Nematoda; Chromadorea; Rhabditida; Oxyuridae
Source: the annotation of a GenBank genome assembly
AUGUCGUUCUCAGGAUUGAAGAAGCAGUUCAAUAAAGCGAAUCAGUACCUAAGCGAAACUAUGGGUGCUGCAGAAGCUACAAAAUUAGAUGAUGAUUAUACUGAAAUGGAAAAAAAGGUGGAUUUGACCAAUGACUUGAUCAGUGCCUUAAUCGCUGGUACUCACGAAUAUUUGCAGCCAAAUCCAGCUACUCGAGCCAAGAUGACAAUGGCUGGUGCGUUUUCAAAAGUAAGAGGUACUACUAAGACAUCUCCAUAUCCACAAGUAGAGGGUCUGCUGGCAGAUACGAUGCAGAAAUAUGGUAGCGCUCUAGGUCCUGAUUCAGACUUUGGGAAAGCGCUCUUGGAUACUUCCGAAGCGUAUCGUCAAAUGGCUGAUAUAAAGUAUCAGAUGGAGGAUUCCGUCAAACAUAAUUUUCUUGAUCCGUUAGCUCAUGUACAACAGACGGAUAUCAAAGAAGUUAACCACCAUCGUACAAAGUUGAAAGGGAGAAGACUGGAUUACGACUGCAAGAAACGGAAACAAGUGCGAGACGAUGAAAUGAUACAAGCAGAAGAGAAAUUGGAAGAGUCAAAACAGCUGGCGGAACAAGCUAUGUUCAACCUUCUUAGCAAUGACGUAGAACAAGUCUCUCAACUUUCCGCUUUAGUUGAUGCACAGUUGGAUUUCCAUCAAAGGACAACUCAGAUAUUAGAACAGCUUCAAACCGCUCUUCAUAACAGAGUUCAAGAGGCGAGUAAUAGGCCACGGGCCGAACACAUAGUUAAACCGGUACUGACCCACAGGACGCCACGUAACAGAUCUCCAGUACCAGCCGACACUGCUUCAACCACGAAUAUAAAUUAUCAACCCCAGCCCCAAAACACUUUCAAACCGUUUACUUCCAAUGGUGCUGACUGGAAUUCUACCACUUCUACAUCCAAUCCGCCUUCCUCAGUCUAUCCACAGACGGGUGGUCAACCCUUCGCCCAGCAGAACCCGUCUGUUACACCAGUGGCACCACAAGCAAGAAAACCUUCCGCAAAAGCAUUGUAUGAUUUUGAGGCUCAAAAUGAAGGCGAGCUGGACUUUAAAGAAGGCGAGAUACUUGAACUCAUCUCACAGAUUGAUGAGAAUUGGUUCGAAGGGAGGUUGCGUGGGAAGACAGGAUACUUCCCAAUUUCGUACGUCCAAGUGCUAGUUCCACUAUGA